CUGUAGUUUGGUUGGGCUGGGAUAUCUUUCAAAGCAGAGCCCGCUGCGGAUAUGAUCCAUAUGAUGUCGACGCCGGUAACGCUCCUCCCCAGCUCAACUCCGCCGCAACAUCGGCCACUCUCCGGCGUUCCAGUACGCGGCACCACUAACCGCCGCCGAUUCUCCACUCUUAUCGCACUUUCUUCCUCUUCGAAGGACAUACCGGAGGAUCUCCUCACUGCCGCCGGGCGUCUUGUAUGGGGUCGUGGUCUCCCGCCGCAAACCCUAGUCUCCGCCGUCCGAGUCGGGUGGUCGGCGGCGUGGCAUCUCAUGAUGCGCCAGCUCGCUCCUUCCUCUUCCUCUGCACCCGGCUCCUACGAUCGCCCCGCCUCCGCCUUCCCCUCUGUCCCUCACCACUACAAGCGGAACCCUAGCCAUCUCCAUCUCUACGUCGCUCUCCCUUGCCCGUGGGCGCAUCGUGUCCUCGUCGUCCGCGCCCUCAAGGGUCUCACCUCCGCACUCCCCGUCUCCGUCGCGGCUCCCGGAUUCGAUGGCUCUUGGCGAUUUCCCGUUAUCGAAAAAUCCACCUCCGGUGAUGAGCUGAACCCGAGCCCUGACCGGGCCAAUGGCUGUAGUACGCUGAGGGAGGUGUACAGUCUUCGGAGGGGCGGCUACGACGGGAGGUCGACGGUACCGAUGCUUUGGGACUCUGAGAAGAAGGAGGUGGUGUGCAACGAGAGUUACUCCAUCAUCGAAUUCUUGAACUCAGUGGACAUCGGAGGGAACAUCAAUAGAUCCUCGCAAUUAAACCUCUGCCCUCCGGGGCUCAAGAAGCAGAUCGAUGAAUGGAAUCGUGUUAUCUACCCCAACAUUAACAAUGGAGUCUACAAAUGUGGCUUUGCACAGAGUCAAGAAGCAUAUGACAAUGCAGUCAAUGAUUUGUUCAAUACAUUGGAUAAGAUUGAAUCUCACCUAUCUACCUCACGCUUCUUGUGCGGCGAUGUGUUAACUUUAGCUGAUGUCUGCUUAUUUACUACCUUGAUCCGUUUUGACCUUGCAUAUAAUGUCCUCUUUAAGUGCACUAAGAAGAAGCUAGUUGAAUACUCCAAUCUCUACGGCUACACAUGUGAUAUAUAUCAGAUUCCAGAGGUAGCGAGAACAUGCAACUUUGAAGCAAUCAUGGAUGGUUACUUUUGCACUCUAUUUCCCUUGAAUCCUGGUGGGAUUCGGCCUGUCAUGCCUUCAGCUUGUAGUCAUGAUUUUCUUUCUAAGACACAUGAUAGACAAGUUUUAUCUUCAAGAAUCAAACAACCAUUAACUAUGUCAGAAUCUUAGAUGCAAUUUUCUGCCUCAGAAAAAAAAAACCAAAUGUAAAUAGAGACAUGUUGGACCAAAAACUAUGAAUCAAUGGCAAUGAAAAAUGCAAAAGUAACAUACAGAUGUGCCUGGUUUAAGAGGAGAAAAGAUUAAAGAAUAAGAGUUAUAUCAACUCCAAACAGCAGAGGCAGCAGUAUGAAUGGUUAUUUCUUGCUAAGCCAGUUCAAUUGGAAAACCAGAACUCCAUUCAUGAACAUGUUUGCCAGUGGGAUAUUCAAUCUAGGUCUUUCAGAUUCAGAAGCUAUCUAGUUUGUGUAUUAUUUGUGAUGUUAUCGCUAGAUGGACUCGUAAUUUCACUCAGCAUGCAUUCUGAUUCUGAGAUUAUCUUUUCCUCUGAUGGAAACUGGGUACCCUCUCCCAUUUACAUAGUUGUCUUAUAUAAACACAGAUGUUUGUAAAUAUAGAUAUUUUUGUUGACGAGUUUUCAUGCUGUUAAACUCUUUGGAUUACUUAAAGUGUCGUUGAAUAUUAAAUCAUCAAAUAGAAGAUAAUAUUUGGUA
Messenger RNA from Zingiber officinale, 1856 nucleotides. Its product is annotated as glutathionyl-hydroquinone reductase YqjG-like. The record is from RefSeq and is a predicted model, not a curated record. Bases 52 to 1314 code for a protein of 420 amino acids. NCBI's taxonomy places the organism in Eukaryota, Viridiplantae, Streptophyta, Magnoliopsida, Zingiberales, Zingiberaceae. Gene Ontology annotation, cellular component: cytoplasm. Gene Ontology annotation, molecular function: glutathione transferase activity. The transcript has 4 exons.